Oppiella nova is the source of this 723-nucleotide messenger RNA. The record is from the annotation of a GenBank genome assembly. NCBI's taxonomy places the organism in Eukaryota, Metazoa, Arthropoda, Arachnida, Sarcoptiformes, Oppiidae.
CCUAACGUUCCCUAUUAUAUCGAUGCGAACGUAAAGCUCACCCAAAGUAUCGCUAUUUUGCGAUAUUUGGGUCGAAAACACGGUUUGGUGGCCAGGGAUGAGACCGGACUCGUGCGCCAGGAUCUGGUGGAACAGCAGCUCUUGGACUAUAGGACAGGAUUUUAUCAAAUAGUGCACAAUAAAGACAACUUCGAGUCAACGAAAGCUAAAUAUAUAACCGAAACGCUUCCCCAACAGUUGGAUCAGUUGUCAAAGUUCUUGGGCAGUCAUCAGUGGUUUGUCGGACAGACACUAACAUACGUCGACUUCUUGGCCUAUGAGACACUCGAUUGGAUCCGAGUGUUGAGUGCGGAGACCGUCAAGAAGUACCACAAUUUGGUUCAAUAUUUGGAUCGAUUCGAGAAUUUGCCACAAAUUAACGCUUAUUUAAAAAAGUGUAAAGAUUGCGAGUCGACAACAGUGAUGGUAUAUCCGGCCAUUCUGGACAUAUCCCAGAAAGGGAAGGGCAUUGGUAUUGAUUACUAUGACAUUCAUCCCGAAUACCAGAAGGGAAAUACUGUUGACAAAGCAUUUGACGUGGCGUUAAUCAAAUUGGAAACGGAGUUCCACUUCAGUCGUCCCACAGCUAACGGUCCGCCAUACCGUACGGCGAAUAGCAUUUGCCUCCCGGUGCGCGACAUAAGGAAUGAACGGGAAGAGUACGCCCGAGUGGCCGGUUUCGGA